Messenger RNA from Oncorhynchus nerka (sockeye salmon), 691 nucleotides. Its product is annotated as glia maturation factor gamma-like. NCBI's taxonomy places the organism in Eukaryota, Metazoa, Chordata, Actinopteri, Salmoniformes, Salmonidae. The transcript is spliced from 7 exons. Gene Ontology annotation, cellular component: actin cortical patch. The coding region runs from base 16 to 606 and encodes 196 amino acids. Gene Ontology annotation, biological process: negative regulation of Arp2/3 complex-mediated actin nucleation; actin filament debranching. The record is from RefSeq and is a predicted model, not a curated record. Gene Ontology annotation, molecular function: actin binding; Arp2/3 complex binding.
CGCUAGUGUUUGUUAAUGCCUGCCCUUCCCUACUGUAUGUGCUACAACAUAAAAGAGAUCAACAACAUCUUGAGAGUCAGACAGCAUCCUGUCACAAGCAGUUGGCCGAGGAGGAACUACCUUUACAAUACGACAGUGUCUUUGCAGACAAGAACCCAAAACAAAACCUCUUCUAGAAUGUCAAGCUCUUUGGUUGUGUGCGAGGUGGAUGAGAGUCUGAAAGAAAAACUGAAGAAGUUUAGAUUUCAAAAAGAGACCAACAAUGCAGCCAUCCUGAUGAAAAUUGACAUGGAGAAACAGCUUGUGAUCCAGGAGGAAGAGUAUGAGGACAUCUCCCUGGAUGACCUGAGGAAUGAACUUCCAGAGCGGCAGCCAAGAUUCAUUGUUUACAGUUACAAAUACAUCCAUACAGAUGGCAGGGUGUCCUACCCGCUGUGUUUCAUAUUCUCAAGUCCAGUGGGGUGCAAGCCUGAGCAGCAAAUGAUGUACGCAGGUAGCAAGAACCAACUGGUCUCCGCAGCAGAGCUCACAAAGGUUUUUGAGACGCGAAACAUAGAUGACUUGUCUGAAGAGUGGCUGAUAAACAAACUGUCUUUCUUUCGCUGAAUAGACACUUGUGUUCACGUUAGCAAAAGUGCAUGUAUUGAACAUAACUUCAUUACUGGUUUGCAAUAAAUUGCUUAUAGUGUCA